CUUGCGACAGGCUCCUCGGUGGAAAAUUUGUCAACAACUGCAGCAACGAGCAGUCUCUCUGACAGUGCUGCUAAUGUUCCCCCAGGUGCAGCUUCACAGCCUGUGCAGCAGAUCAGCUGGAAUCCAAGGAUUUUUGCAGCCGCUGUUCGGGAAUUGGCUCCAACUUUGAAUUGGUCGGAAGUUAUAAUGCACCUUGAUCAGACGAACUUUGUCGUGCGAAAUAAGCCGCAGCUACAACUAUUAACAGCGUUAUUGCUUGAGGGGCUCGGCUCGAAUUCGUUUCCAAUAGGAUUGCUUUAUCGGGAAUGGAAUUUUCAUAAACUCGGCCAGCUAUCAUGGAUUGAACAGAUUUUGCUCAACACGGACGUUUUCUGCUUUGCUGAUUACCCGUACAAAGCAGUCAAUCUAUCAGUGCUAAAAGUACAACCAGAAGAGACACGAGAAUUGAGUAACUGGCGUUGUUUGGACUUGGUGGAUACACUGGUUCGAUUGGGUGAAUUGAAGAAAUUCAUGAAUAUUGUGUUGAAUAUUCUGCUUCGGCCGGUCAAUUUAUGUCCAGAUGUGCUACUCUUGGCACUGCUGCAGAUACAGAUCCCGACGUCGACUCUGCGAAUGCAUCUUUGUCAGCUACUGAUACCAGCACUGAUUGGGAGUCAUCCAAAUGCUGUUGCUGUACUGAAUGUAGCCUGGAAUAGCGAAGAUAAAGCACAGCUGAGACCAGCAAUAUUAACCGCUCUGUCCAAUUUUUACGUGAAAAGUCCCGAUGACCAGGCGAAGUUAACUCGAAUUCUGGAAAUUGGACAUGAACUGAAGCCAGAUGAUGCUUUUGCUUCACAGAUAAUCAGUUUCAUACGCCGAAGGAUGCCAACAGGGGUGAUGAGUAGCUGUGUUUUACCGCAGGAUACGAUGAAAAUUUUGUUGAGUGCGUUGGGCAAGGCCACAUGCAUGUCAAGCACAACAGUGAAUGAAUUAACAAACUUGUAUGUGCAUAUCGAAUCACAGAAGGCACUGAAAAGCGGUCAGGCUAGUAGUUCAAGUGGCAGCAUAUCAACGUCGCGGGCGCAGCUAAACAUCAGCGGGUCUGCGCAUGCUCCUACCACAACGGGCAUGUUUGCUAGCGGUUUGAGUACCACUUCAAGUGCACCAGUGCAACAACAACAGCAGCAGCAGCCCCCGGGUAUUAGUUUUGCUAGCAGUUUUCCACUUGGAACAACAGGAUUCGGCACGACAAGUCGCGAAGUGCUUGAAUCCGGAAAAUCAAGAAAUGUCUCCUCUGGCGUAUUUCAUUUAGUACAUGUUGCAGCAAAUGGCACCAGUGUAACUGGAAAGUUUGCCCAGCUUUCUUCAGCUGCCUUAAUCGCUGAUUUUACAACCCUUUACCGCUUAAGCUUGAUCACUGAUAAUGAGGAUCUUGAUAGCAGUCGCGAACUGAAUUAUUGCUAA
This is a messenger RNA of Gongylonema pulchrum, 1443 nucleotides long. NCBI's taxonomy places the organism in Eukaryota, Metazoa, Nematoda, Chromadorea, Rhabditida, Gongylonematidae. The record is from the annotation of a GenBank genome assembly.